Messenger RNA from Caenorhabditis sp. 36 PRJEB53466, 1613 nucleotides. NCBI's taxonomy places the organism in Eukaryota, Metazoa, Nematoda, Chromadorea, Rhabditida, Rhabditidae. The record is from the annotation of a GenBank genome assembly.
AUGAGCAAGAAUCAGUCGGUCCAAGACUUUGACGAAAACUUCUUCAGCAGCAUUGCAGUUCCGAAAACCAAGGAUUACUCGCGUCUUUCGAGCUCGCCGAGCAGAGACCAGCCGUGCGAUUCGUCAUACUUUGAGAAGCAUUUCCGUAACUAAGACGUCUACUGUCGUGAAUGAUUAUAAUGAUCUUUUCCAGCUAACUUGGAAUGUGACACCCCGGUCAAAAUGCGCCUGCCGACGGCAAUCCGUGAUUCUGGAGACCGUCUCCCCACACUUUGCAUGGACAACUUCUUGUCGUCCUCUUCUGCGUCAGAGAACACGACUGUGAGCGGAGAUCAGCCGACGGAGAGCACCGGAGAAAAGCAGCCGCAAAGAGAACCACUCAAAAUUGCGCCGAAUGAAAAGGCGAAGGAGACGGUCAGCAACGACUAUCCAGAGAAUCAACUGGCCGAGAAGCUCGAAAUGCUCACGAUGUUUGCCCCGAAAGCACCGGAAGAACGAUUGUCGCAACGGCGCCGUUCAGAGCUCAAGAAGAAGCAGGAGGAGGAGAGCAAGCGUCGGUCGGCUGUCACGGUCACUUCGGGAACCGCCCCCUCUUUCGGUCGCUCUCGAUCCAUCAGUACGAAAAGAGCGCCUUCCCAAGAACCUGUCGGCCGUGCUCCUUCGGUUCCGAGAGCUCCCUCUGCCACACGUUCCCGUCACAACUCGGUCUCUCGUACCAUUUCCGCUCCGAAUGCGGCCGCUGCUCACACUCCAGGAGUAGUGACUCGGUCGAUGGCUCGAGCCGCUGAAGCAGCUUCCACCACGAAGCAGCCGGUUGGUGUUCGUCGCAGUGUGAUGCCUCUGAAGAUUGCCCAAAAAACGCCAGUGUCGUCUGUCGUCAAGGAGUCCAUGACUGGAGGCGACAGAUCGCGUGAUCGUACUCGUCGAACCAACACAACUGGAGCGGGUUCUGGAGUCGAACGUCGCAGCUUCAUGAAACCGUCCGCCGGCGCAACCACUCCGGUCGCUCCGCCGCGUCGGUCCGCUUCCGCAAACAAAACGAUCGCUUCUGCGACAAAGACAACUCCCAGAGGUCGUCUAAUUGCCACUGCGAACCGCUCUUCAACGCUUCGCAUGAGUGCUGUCAAACCGACUGCUCCGCCGAGCGCUCAUGCCGAUUCGAAACUAGAAGCUCCUCGCCCUGCAGCUCAGGCGACCGGAGGUGUUCGUAAUCGUGUUCCGCUGCGUGUCAACCCGACCACUCCGAGAUUGGCAACGAAGAAAGUGGUUGCAGUGAGGACUUUUCGUUCAUUGCUCAUAUAAAGUUUCAUUUCAGCCGCUUGCCACACGCCAGCCGCCGGUUGUGACUCGUGCUCGAUCUGUGGAGCGUGGUUCUCAGAACCAACCAUCUGCGGCAUCUGGAACUCAUCGUCAACCGGUAGCUCAUCUCUAAAAUACGCAACCCUAUAUCCUUUGUCCAGAACGGAACGCGCGACGACUUCUUCAGCCGUCUUUCGAAACCAAAAGCCGCAACUCCUUCCCGUCCAUCGCACGACGGACCGUCUUCUGCAAAUCGCAAAUCGGCGGUCCGCCCGGUUCCUUCUUAUGUGCACAAUGUCACCAAGAAUGGGUAA